AAUUGAUUGUCAAAUUAAAAUGGAUUGUUUCAAAUAUCGAAAGGAAAAAUUGUAUCAGCAGACACUCCUCAAUACCAAUGAAUCUCGAUUCAGUGAUAAAGAACUAAAUGUGCUUCGAAAAAGGUAUAAUGGCUUGUAUAUUUAUCUACUUAGAUUCAUCUAAAUGACUAAUGGUUGUAAGUACAUCAACAAGGAAUAAUUUAAAUCAAAUUUGGAUGUAUUGGGAUUGGAAUCCAUAUCGUUACUGGGCGAUGCGUUAUUUUAAGCGAUGGACAUCAAUCUAGAUGGUCUUAUUGAAUUUGAAGAAUUUGUAGCUUACUUUGAUAAAAUAACAUAUGGAACGUAAGAAGAAAAGGCAGAAAUAUCUUUUCGUCUAAUCGAUCAAAGAAGAAAUGGUUACAUCACCUAUAAAGACUUCAACUUUACAAUGUAAUAGUUAAUAAAGUCAUAUAUUAUUAUGAAAGGGACGGAUUUGACAGAUGAUAUUCUUGAUCAUAUAGAAAAAAGAUAGUAGCAAAUAUUCAAUUUAAUAGACAUAAAUAAAGAUUAAAAAAUUUCAUUAUCAGAAUAUAUUACAGCCUUAAUGAGAAAUCCUCAGAUUUUGGAUAUUUUUGAAUUUUUGAGAAAAGGCGUCACUCAAACUAUUAAAGAGAGUUAACACAAGAGAGAUUAGAAGAUGUUAAACUAAUUUGAUUAAUUAAGGGUUCAAACUGCCCAGAUACUAAAUUCUAUUUAGGGGUAAUAAGAUAGAUCUCUACACCUAUCAAAAAAUCUUUCUUAAAAUUCAAAAUAUGGAGUUGAUGUUUUAUUUGAAGAAGCUGAAAUAUCAGAAAAUAUAUCAGAAAUAGAUGAAAUGGCUAUGAUUGAUUAAAUGUCACAUUCUUAAUUAAAACUUAAAUUUAAAGAUAUGUAUUAAUAACUCUAAAAAUUACAUUAAGAUACUGAAAACUCUUUGAAGAAGAUGGAGAGCUUAUAUCAUGAGAAGUUAGAAUGCGAUGAGAUAUAAGAAUAGAUCCUUAUCAAACAAGUGUCCAUAAACAAUAAUAAAUACAAAAAAUCUUCUGUAUAAAUUGGCAAUGAAAUAUGGGACUUAGUUAUUAAUAUGAUGGUAGGUAUAUAAAUGGCAGUCAAAUCUUCAAAUGCUGUAGUUGAAACCUUUAUUUCAACUGCAGAUUUUGAAAUUAAAUAAUGUUUUGAAAUAAUUUCUCAUCAAAACAAAGACAAAUGCAAAUUCUAUGAUUACGCACCUAAGGUCUUUAACUAAAUCAGAAAGUUAUAGAUGAUCGAUAAUGACAACUAUUUAAAUAGUAUUGGCCCAGAAAAUCUUUUAUUUAGUUUUAUGUAGGGUGAUCUCAGCACCUUAACUGAGUUAACUUCCACCGGGAAAAGUGGAAGUUUUUUCUAUUUUUCAUAAGAUGGAUUGUACACAAUUAAAACAAUAUCUGAGAGAGAGUUUCUAUUAUUCAGAAAAAUACUAAGCAAUUACUUCAACUAUUUGAAAAAUUGCCCAAAUUCUCUAAUAAUCAAGCUCUAUGGUUUACAUAAAAUAAGCAUUAGUGGCAGAAAGAUCUUCUUCAUUGUAAUGGGAAAUGUAUUUAAAACUGAAUAUUAAAUCCACAAAAAGUAUGAUAUCAAAGGUAGUACUUAUAAGAGAACUACUCAAUAAAAUCUUGAUCCAGAUGUAGCUCGUAAAGAUUUGGAUUUUAUUGCUAAUAACGAAAUAAUCUCAAUUAACGUAACAAAGCAAUAAGAACUUUUAGAAUAAAUCGAAAAAGAUUCAGAUUUUUUAUCAGAUAAUAAUCUAUUAGAUUACAGUUUAUUAAUAGGAAUUCAUAUUAUAGAGGACAAAAAGGACUUUUAGAAGAUUGCUAAUAUUAAUGACAUAAAUAUUAUAAAAUCUAACGAUGAGACUAAAAUCUACUUUUUCGGGAUAAUAGAUAUACUGACUGAAUUUAAGUAAUUAAUUUUAAUGCUAUGUUUAGUACUUCAAAGUAAAUUGAAUCAUUCUUUAAAAAGAUCUUUUAAGGUCCAUAAAUUUCAGCCAUUCCUCCAAAGGACUAUUCAUCAAGAUUCAAAAAUUUCAUCAGAUAAAUAUUAACUCUACAGAAUUUUAAUGAUUUUUGA
This is a messenger RNA of Paramecium octaurelia, 2124 nucleotides long. Lineage: Eukaryota; Ciliophora; Oligohymenophorea; Peniculida; Parameciidae. The record is from the annotation of a GenBank genome assembly.